Loa loa (African eye worm) is the source of this 269-nucleotide messenger RNA. RefSeq lists its product as hypothetical. Lineage: Eukaryota; Metazoa; Nematoda; Chromadorea; Rhabditida; Onchocercidae. The record is from RefSeq and is a predicted model, not a curated record. The transcript is spliced from 2 exons. The annotation marks the transcript as partial.
AAACUACAACAUUGGAUGAUUCAUCAAAUGAAGCAUUACUUUGUCAAAUCGAUUGGCGCAGUGAGUGUUUACAGGAAAGAUUGAAAUUUACGAGAUGUGUUAAUGAACGGAUGCGAAUAUCAGAAUUAUUAAUUGUUAGUUUGAUCGAAGCAUAUGAGGUUGCUACUCAAUGUAUGGGAACAUUUUCAGUGGCCAAAUUGAACCAACGUAUUAAUGGUUUAUGUUCAAUGAUAAGUGAUUAUUUACGCAAUUUCUCAGGUAUUUCAUAA